Lemur catta (Ring-tailed lemur) is the source of this 1759-nucleotide messenger RNA. It is a transcript of the gene DNAJB14, whose product is annotated as DnaJ heat shock protein family (Hsp40) member B14. NCBI's taxonomy places the organism in Eukaryota, Metazoa, Chordata, Mammalia, Primates, Lemuridae. The transcript has 8 exons. Bases 127 to 1266 code for a protein of 379 amino acids. Gene Ontology annotation, molecular function: Hsp70 protein binding. The record is from RefSeq and is a predicted model, not a curated record. Gene Ontology annotation, cellular component: endoplasmic reticulum membrane. Gene Ontology annotation, biological process: cellular response to misfolded protein.
GUGCCCCGCGCUCCUCCCCGCCCGCCGCCGCCGCGCGCCCCCGCCGGGCCGGCCUCCCCUCUCCGCGCCGGCGGCUUCCGGCCCCGGUCGCCGCGCCGCCGCAGGAAACGGAAGGCGGCGCGAGCCAUGGAGGGGAACCGGGAUGAGGCGGAGAAGUGCGUGGAGAUCGCCCGGGAGGCCCUGAACGCCGGCAACCGCGAGAAGGCCCGGCGCUUCCUGCAGAAGGCCGAGAAGCUCUACCCGCUGCCCUCGGCCCGCGCACUACUGGAAGUAAUUAUGAAAAAUGGAAGCACAGCUGGAAAUAUUCCUCAUUGCCGGAAACCGUCGGGGAGUGGUGAUCAAAGCAAGCCUAACUGCCCGAAGGACAGCACGUCCGGUGGUGGCGAAGGUGGAAAAGGCUAUACCAAAGACCAAGUAGAUGGAGUUCUCAGCAUAAACAAAUGUAAAAAUUACUAUGAAGUACUUGGAGUUACGAAAGAUGCUGGUGAUGAAGAUUUGAAAAAAGCUUAUAGAAAGCUUGCCUUGAAGUUUCAUCCAGACAAAAACUACGCACCUGGAGCAACAGAUGCUUUUAAAAAGAUUGGAAACGCUUAUGCUGUUUUAAGCAAUCCAGAAAAACGAAAACAGUAUGACCUCACAGGCAGUGAAGAACAAGCUUGUAAUCACCAAAACAAUGGCAGGUUUAAUUUCCAUAGAGGUUGUGAAGCUGAUAUAACUCCAGAAGACUUGUUUAAUAUAUUUUUUGGUGGGGGAUUUCCUUCAGGUACUGUACAUUCGUUUUCCAAUGGACGAGCUGGUUAUAGCCAUCAUCAUCAACAUCGACACAGUGGACACGAAAGAGAAGAAGAAAGAGGAGAUGGAGGUUUUUCUGUGUUUAUCCAGAUGAUGCCCAUUAUUGUACUGAUCCUCGUGUCAUUAUUAAGCCAAUUGAUGGUCACUAAUCCUCCUUAUUCCUUAUAUCCCAGAUCGGGAUCAGGGCAAACUAUUAAAAUGCAGACAGAAAAUUUGGGUGUUGUGUAUUAUGUCAACAAGGACUUUAAAAAUGAAUAUAAAGGAAUGUUAUUACAGAAGGUAGAAAAGAGUGUGGAAGAAGAUUAUGUGACUAAUAUUCGAAAUAAUUGCUGGAAAGAAAGACAGCAAAAAACAGAUAUGCACUAUGCAGCAAAAGUAUACCGUGAUGACCGGCUCCGAAGAAAGGCAGAUGCCUUGAGCAUGGACAACUGCAAAGAAUUAGAGCGGCUGACCAGUCUUUAUAAAGGGGGAUGAACUGGAAUUUUUAUUUAUACCUUUCACUCUAUUAUUUCUGUAAGUUUAGUAUCAUCAUGAGAGAUGAAGAAAAAGAUUUGCUGGUAAAAACUUAUCUGAGUGGUUGGUUCCCAGAAUCUUGGACUAUUUAUGACCCACUGGCUCCUUUAAAUAGUAAGAACUGAAAACUAAAAUUAAUAUUUUAGUUAUGCCUCUGUGAUUAUUUUCAUGUCAAAGCUUAUAUGAUUCCUAACUAAAAAUGUCUUGAGAGAGGAUUGUCACACCUGUAGCAAUUUCCAGUUUUAGUGAUUCUCCAUCUUUUCCCUUGUCUUGUAAAUAUUUACGGAAUGAUCAUUUUGUGUACAUAAAGUUUAUUGCCUUUUUAUUUAAAUUCUUUUAGUGUUUAGCUCCAUGAGACACUUCAGAUUAAAUUAAUGGAAUAAAUGUUAUAUGACAUAAUUACAUUUUCUUUGUUAAGGUGUCAAAUAUGUGGAGUUUAAACAAAGAAACUUUU